Messenger RNA from Rhinichthys klamathensis goyatoka, 1396 nucleotides. RefSeq lists its product as uncharacterized. NCBI's taxonomy places the organism in Eukaryota, Metazoa, Chordata, Actinopteri, Cypriniformes, Leuciscidae. The record is from RefSeq and is a predicted model, not a curated record. The transcript is spliced from 6 exons. Gene Ontology annotation, cellular component: plasma membrane. The coding region runs from base 101 to 1210 and encodes 369 amino acids.
AUCUGUGGGUGGAUACGCACACAAAGCUUCUUUCUUAGAGCCUGAAUGUUGUCUUUUCUUCGUUGUCUGCUGUAUCAGGUACUAUCUGUAUCAUUCCACCAUGUUGGAGCAGAUGUCUCGCAGGAGUCGGUCCUUGCUGUCUCUUUCGCUGACCUCUCUGGCCCUAGCGCUCUCUGUGCUGGCCUUCUGCACCUCAUAUUGGUGCGAGGGCACACAUAAAGUGGUCAAACCUCUCUGUCUGUCGCCUGUGAAAAUGAAGAACUGCGGACAGAACAACAGCCAGCCUUACACAGCUGAGGUCCCAACAGCAGACCCUAAGAAACCAGAUUCCAAUGUGACAAUGUCCCCAAAGCAGAAGGAGGAACUGGACCGAAUGAGAGCCAAAAAUCUGGCAAAUGCAGUCCACUACAUCUGGGAGACGGGAGAAGACAAAUACAUGUUGCGCUACUUUCACACUGGCUUCUGGUUGUCCUGUGAGAAACACAAUGAAGGUGAGAAAUGUCGGAGCUUUAUUGAACUGACCCCUGGAGAAACACAAGGAGUUCUGUGGCUCUCAGUCAUAUCCGAGUUUGCAUACAUCAGCCUCCUGGCGAUGGGCUUCCUUCUGAUGUGGGUGGAACUGCUGCUCCUGUGUCUGAAUAAGGAAAUGUAUGCGCUCAAGAUCAAUGCUUUUGCUGCCAUGUGUACUGUGCUGUCUGGUCUGAUGGGAAUGGUGGCACAUAUGAUGUAUACAACAGUAUUCCAGAUGACUGUCAGCAUCGGGCCCAAAGACUGGAGACCACAGACCUGGGACUACGGCUGGUCGUUUGCCAUGGCGUGGAUCUCCUUCAGCUGUUGCAUGGCAGCGGCCGUAUUCACCCUGAACUCUUACACCAAGACUCUGAUCGAGAUGAAGCACCGUGCCCGGAUCCGUCUGGAGGAGGCCCAUGCCGCCAGCCACGCGCCGCCCUAUGAUGAGGUCAUCACGACCGGUGGCGGGAGCCUCUACUCGGUCAGCCAACUGAUUCAGCAAAGCCAGAAGGGUGCGUUUAUCGACACUGUGUGGACCCCCAGGGAGGAAGGGUCUGGUGGGGGUAUGGUGGGGGCGAAAAGUCCUCACGGACUGGUACUAGUGAGGGGGUGCGGGAGAGAGGGAUGCGAGGACUGCCAGAGAGAAAUGGAUGAGAUGGAAGAUGAGUUGGAGAGGGAAGGGAAUGAUGAAAUGUGCUGAGGAGACGUGAUAAUAAGGUCUGGCUCUGACAUAAGGGACAUUCGCACAGAAGAACGCCCAACCAAACUGCAGGAAGUCCUUCGUCAUUGGCAGCAUCAGUGACCAAGUUUACAUGCAUAUCAUUUUCCAAUUAAGAUCCAUACUUUGGUAUGCCUUGGUAAGCCUGAAAAAGACGUUUACAUGUAU